AGCGGUCAGUAAACGCACCACAGUGCGGGACGUUUUUUCGGUUGAACAAUAUAUAGAUCUCUGAGCCUUAUUGCGCCUCAUACAUCAUAUCACUAGGUUGAUGCUGUGCGUGAAUGCAUAAAGUUACUAUUGCGGAGAUAUUAGUGGAACAACCAUGACGAAACUUUGGUCCUUUUGGAGCCUGGCCUUGGUUGUUUUUGCCUGCUUCGGCCGAGGCUGCAGCAGCAACUGUCCCGUCCUAGAGUGCUGGUUCUUGCAGGACAAGAAGCAAGGAGGAGCUUCCGGCAGCCAGGAAAAAGUCCUACUCGACGUGGGGACGGAAGGUCAUCAUCAUCUUGCGGCGGGCCGGCACAGACCACCUGACUCCAGCAUUCAGAGAAUCUACUCAGUGGCGGAUCCGGCCGCUACGCUCUGUGGCCGCUCACUCCGCCCACCCAGCGGCUCCACCAACAAGCCCAUGUGCGAGAUCAGCUCCUUCUUGCCUCAGCCCUCCUCCGUCAAAUGGGCCGCCUCACUCACAGAGUCCGCCCUCAGCCCCAUAUACCUGCAAGCCGACUGGUUCGCCGCCACUCUCCAGGGGGUGGGCGGAGAGCUGGGAAUAUCCACUGUCCUGCGCGCCCCCACGGGCACCAGCGAGCUGGACGUGGUCCUCAGCGUGACCACUACAACGGUUGCGGUGAAGGCCAGACUCGGCGAUCCGGUGCUGCUGAACUGCCAGUUCUGGUCCGACCCCGCCUCGCCACAGUCCGGCUUUGCCGUCGAGUGGCGCUACCAGUUCAGAGGCAGCGGCCAAAUGAUUCUGGCUUACGACGGCAAGUCGGACCGGCUGUCUGACGCGAUGGAGAACGGCGCCGUGAUGGAUAUUGCUGAGGUGCACCGCAAAGGAAAUGCUUCCCUGAUCCUGCAGGAAGCCAGAGUGAGCCACUCCGGGACGUACAUCUGCAUGGUGUACCUGCCGCACCUCCUGGCUCAGGUGACCAUGGAGCUGGAGAUCAUAGAACCACCUUCCUUGGCCAUCCACCCCGCCUCUCUGCCCCUGAUUGUUGCCGGGCAGAGUUUGACGGUUCACUGUGAAGCCUCAGGCUUUGCCCCACACUCGCUGGAGCUGAGCUGGGAGUUCAAAAGCCCAGAUGGAACGACCCGAUCCUUGGGACCCGGCCGCCUAACCGGCCACAGGCAGGCCUGGGACGGCACCUUCAGCCAGGACACACGGCUGGAGCUGGACACUUCCACGCUGGACCUGGGCAGAGGAGGGGAGGUCACCUGCGUGGGGCAGCAUCCCGGAGGAACACGGCGGGCCGGCGUGACGCUCAGAAUCAUCGGAUUCAGCACGCCGUCUAUUGAAGACUCCAUGGCGAUGGUGGGUGUGGCACUGGUGCUCUAUGGCCUCAUCAAGUUUGUCUCUUGGACUUUCACCCCCUCAGGCUCAAGUGAAGCUGCUGAAGCAAACAAGAAAGAGAAUUGAAGAUUCUGAAGCUCUGGACUUGGCCUCUGGAAAGUCAAUAUUUUUGUUAAAUUAGCUAUUUGAAUAAAGUGACAUGAACUGAAGGCUUUUUUUUCAUUUAUAUUUAUGUUUUCUUGAUGUUCUCUAAUGUUUAUGUUUUUUAAUUAAUCUUAUCUUCAUACUAUAAUGUGUGUUUCCCCCAAGAAAUGUCUGAAAAAUAUAAGAAUAAAGUCAGUGGAAU
Molecule: messenger RNA, 1685 nt
Organism: Doryrhamphus excisus (bluestripe pipefish)
Lineage: Eukaryota; Metazoa; Chordata; Actinopteri; Syngnathiformes; Syngnathidae
Gene: tapbp.1
Product: TAP binding protein (tapasin), tandem duplicate 1
Biological process (GO): antigen processing and presentation of endogenous peptide antigen via MHC class I; positive regulation of T cell proliferation; cellular response to lipopolysaccharide
Cellular component (GO): membrane; external side of plasma membrane
Source: RefSeq, a predicted model, not a curated record